GGUAACAAAACAAUCACAAUGAACACAAUAAAUACAUGGUAAGAUAAAAACAACUGCCUAAUUCAUUAGGUAUUUCGGUCAAGGUUACCAUAACUAUGAGAUCUCUGCCAUUGGCCUUACAACUGGACAUCGUAAGCGUGGGAGGGUGUGGGUAGUUAUGUUGCAUGUUAUUUAACUAUCUUUUAUUGAUAGCUCAUCAAAAUUGCGUCAAAUGCCUGUUAUGUACAUUAUUAGAUUUUAUUAGGUAGGUACGAGUGUGACUAACUCAUGACAUGACAUCAGACAUCUUAUGGUAUUUUAGGUUCAUCUUACAUUAUACACCAACCUAUAUACAAAAGAAGGGUGUUAUAAGUCUGCCAUCAUGUCUAUCAGUGAUAGGGUUUUUUAGAUGUCGCAUGUCGGUGUGGUUAUCUCAGAUGUUAUAAAUAUGUACUAAAUAAUUCCGUCGGGUAAAUUAAAAUACAAGUACUACCUUAUAACAACCAUCACUUCUUAUUUUUUAAGCCUCAAUUAAGUAUUCAAACUUACUACCUGCCUAUAGGUAUAGUCCCUAGUACUGAGUGGUACUGACCAGGCCUCCUUCAAUAGAACUUUUAAAUUAAUAAAGCAUGGGAAAUCCCGCUGACCCGCACGAUAACAAACAGGAAAAGAAAAACAAAACAAUGUUAUGCUCAUGAGAUGCGUCAAGUACCAGGGACGCAGAGCUUGCGCGGAUGUGAGUUCAAUGUUAGUAAGACUGGAGCGCCCCAACCGGCGGUGUAGCGAAACCAUUUUUUCUUAAAUUUUAUCAGUUUUAUUAGUGUUGAACGAACACGUUUGAAUUAAAAGUUUAGUUGUGAAUGUUGUGAUAACAUUGUGGACUUAUAAAUAUCAAAUAGAAAUAUGAGAAGUACCUAUCAGUAGAUAAAAAAGUUUUUGUGGUAGGUAACCUAAGUAGAAAAAACUGUGUUUUUGUGCGUGACAAAAGUUUUAGAAUAAGAACAAAGUGUCAAUUUGUAAUGUUCACAAUGCCUAAAGUAAUAAUCGCCAGUUUUGCUUAUAUAGUAGGUGUGUUUGUCCUGUGUGCUGGGCUAGAAACAAGUCCAACCUGUUCCAACAUCGAAGGACCUACUCCAGGUGAAUUCAUAAUACAAAGAGGUAUCGUACCGGACAAUGAUUCAGCCACCACAGUAAGCUUCCGAGGCUGCCGAAUAUCUGACAUUCAGCCGAGAGCAUUCCAUGGGCUACCUUCCCUGCAAUACAUAGACUUAUCAAGAAAUAGCAUUAAAAACCUGAAACUUGGCAUUCUUAAUGACGUCACUAGACUCACUCAUCUGAACUUGUCUUAUAACUUCAUCAGCGAUUUAGAAGAGAGUUUGUUCAACCAAUCGUCAAGGUUGGAGGUGUUGGAUCUCCGGUGGAAUAAGAUUGAAGUUAUGAAAGUGGGCGUUUUCAGUCCAUUGAAGAGAUUGAAGUAUUUGGAUCUGUCCGACAACGAAAUAGUUGGGGCCAGGCUGAGCCCCGCUAUGUUUGAUUCCUGUAAAGCGCUAUCCACUAUCAAUUUUUCAAGAAAUGAUAUGUCUGGUGCUCCCCCUAAUUUGCUUCGAGCUGUGGAGGUACUGGACACACUGAAACUGGAUGGGUGCUUUUUGAAACAAGUUCCGGAAUUUGCUACGAGGAGCAAUACCGGCACAAUGAAGAAACUCCUUUUAUCAUCGAACCAAGUGAGCACUGUGAAACUUACUACGUUCAUCAGUUUAACAAACCUGGAGGAACUAGAUUUGAGUUCGAAUGUAAUUUCAGAAUUGCAUGAAGACGUAUUCAAGCCAUUAAAAAACUUGAAAAUUAUUAUUUUACGAUCGAACCGACUGGAGAAAAUUCCUGAUAAGUUGUUUUAUAAUAUGUUACGAUUAAGGAAGGUAGAUUUAUCUUUUAAUUCUUUGAUGCUAAUACCUGUGAAUGCCUUUCGUUUUACGACAGUAGAAAUGUUGAAUAUAUCACAUAAUAAGUUCACAUAUUUAGUUGAUAACUUCUGUUUGGAACUUAGAAACUCGGGAGUGAAACUGAAAAAGUUUUAUUUCAAUAGUAAUCCCUGGCAGUGUCCUUGCUUGAGGGAUUUAUUAAAGGAAAUGAAAACGUAUAAAAUAUCGUACAAUAAUGCUAAAUACGAUGGUAAAAAUGCAGUUUGUAUUUCAGGAGACAUUAUUAAUACUUGCUUGAGACAACCUGAUGUCAAUGAACACUUCAAUGAUUUGUACUAUUCUGACUAAGUAGAUUACUUUUAUCAUUGACAAAACAUCCAGUUUUAUAUUCAAUUCAUUCACAUAAGUCUGAAAGGGAUGAUCAAUCGAUUUAAUCACUCCAAAUCGCCAUCUACCGGUAUAGAUCUGUAUUAAAAGAAUAUCAAACUAUCGACCACACCGCGCUCUCUGUUACUGAGCUUACAAUACUUUGUUUUAGUUCUACAAAUUAGGAUAAGAUGGCUCUGCAGUAAAUUUUUAAAGCGAUUGAAAUUCAAUUGUGAUGAGUGUUGUUUAUUCAUUACACGAUUUACUCAUACUAUUAUUAUUAAGAGAAUUGUGAUGUAAAACUAGGUAUUAAUCGAUAUACAGAUAGAUAGAUAUCAUAAUCAUAAUCAUUUAUUCAUUGCAACUAUGUUGGUGUUAUACUGUUCUUAAAUCUAUGUACAUAUAAGUAUCCUUAACAUAGCUCCCUGCAGGGCUAAAUCGUAUUCGUAUUUAAAAUAAUUGCUAACUAGUUGUUUGGUCCGAGAAUAGAAUUUUAUUUGUUUUGUAUUUUUGACUGUAUAGUGUCAAUAGUGUAUUUAUAAUCGUUUCAGCUUUUGUAUUAUU
This is a messenger RNA of Plutella xylostella (diamondback moth), 2831 nucleotides long. Lineage: Eukaryota; Metazoa; Arthropoda; Insecta; Lepidoptera; Plutellidae. The record is from RefSeq and is a predicted model, not a curated record.